Molecule: messenger RNA, 540 nt
Organism: Cricetulus griseus (Chinese hamster)
Lineage: Eukaryota; Metazoa; Chordata; Mammalia; Rodentia; Cricetidae
Source: RefSeq, a predicted model, not a curated record
GCUGCCCCGGGAGACGCUGGCUGUCAGAGAGGAGCUGGAUGCCCUCAAGUUCCUGUGCAAAGACCUGUGGGCAGCCACCUUCCAAAAGCACAUGGAUGCACACAGCACCAACCACCAGGGGACCUAUGUGCUGCAGGACAACAAUUUUCCACUCCUCAUCACCAUGGGCUCGGGGUCUCAGUAUCUAGAGGAAGCUCCCAAGUUCCUGGCCUUCACCUGCGGCCUUCUGUGCGGCGCCCUCCACACGCUGGGCUUCCAGAGCCUGGUCACCGCCUCUGUGACUUCCCUGCCUGCCUGUAAGUUCCAGGUGGUGAUCCAGAAGUCCUGAGGAUCCCAGGCUUGCCCUGCCCCACCUCAGCCCCAGGAGACUGGCACCUUGGCCCUGCCUGAGUGGUCACCUCUGCGGGGGGCCUUGAAGCAGGAACCAGAGGGUCCCGGGCAGCAGGACAGGCCCAUGACUUCAGAAUGGGCAUGGAGGGACAUUGGGGGGCAUCACCCAGAUAACAAAUGCUCAAUAAAGGUUCUUUAUGUGGAAAGCGA